GAGAGAGAGAGAGAAAAAGAGAGAGGGAGACCCCUACCGAGUGGACUGACUGGCUUUGGCGUGGGCUUUGGCUGGCCGACCUGAUUGCUGAUUAUUUGCUGUUGGUACCGGCGCAAAUGCUUUGAGCAGCCUCGGCUCCGCGUGCGGUUCUUUCAACGAUCCGAUCGCCCUCGGUGCGCACAGCUGCUGCUGCUGCUGCUGCUGCUUGAGCAGCACCGACGCCGGAGCGAUCCUUCUGUCGACGACAUAGCCCGGAUGGCUCCACUGUAAGCAAUGCGCAAGAUUUGGUUCAGAUCGGCUCUCGCGCACCCGUAGUAGAGCCGUGACACCCAGCCAUCGAGCAGAGAUAGCUUUCUUUCGAAAGCCGAGGAUACGAUGUGUAGAAAAGAAAGGAGGAAGAGAGAUUGAACGACAGGUAGGUGGGUGGGGCUGAGCAAUCUGCGCAUCGGAACCGCUGUGUGUGUGCGUGGGUCUGUAAGGCAGACCAUGCAUCAGGGUUGGUUUUGUGUUGAAGUCGAAGAAGGCCGGUCGACGUGCGAGGAUGAGGAGGAGAGGAAAGGGAGCCGCUGCUGUGACGAGUUCAUGGUGGUGAGGGUCAAUCAUGCUAGGGAGGAGUAGCAGGGCAGCGCCUGUCUUGCCUGCCUCAACAUGUCCCAAGUUAUUCAUCUUCAGCCUUCGCAAAUUUUGUGGCGUGCAGAAACUCCGUAUCGGCGAAAGGAUGGCCCGUUGGGAUUGAGGAAUCUUGGGAAUACGUGCUAUUUCAAUAGCGUCCUGCAAUGUCUCACAUACACGCCGCCCCUUGCGAAUCUUUGCCUGCAAGGACAGCACUCCUCUGCAUGUGGAUCCCGGAACGACAAGAUCAACAAUAACUGCGCUUUCUGUUUCUUGGAGAAGAGGAUCAGAUUGUCUCUCACAAUUGAUGUCCCAGUGGAUUCACCAACGAAAAUUCUUGAUUGCCUUCAAAGGUCAACAAAGCUCUUCCGUGUUGGCCGCCAGGAGGAUGCUCAUGAGCUUCUACGUUAUGCAAUUGAAGCUUGCAACAGUGCUUGCAUUCAGCUUCAAAAACCAGUUGCCGCUGGCAAUCGCCAAACUAAGCAUGCGGAUGGAAAAUCAAAGGAGGAGCCACAUACAAUCGUCAAGGAGAUUUUUGGCGGUAUCAUUCAAAGUCAGAUAAAGUGCUCAGUAUGUGGUACCGAAUCAAAUAAACUGGAUGAUAUCAUGGAUUUGAGUCUAGAUAUCCUGCCCAGGUUGGGUUCUCUCAGAGAGGCUAUGUGCCGCUUUUUUAUGCCUGAGGUACUAGAUGGCGAUAACAAGUAUCACUGUGGCAAAUGCAAGAAGCCCACGACAGCGAGAAAGCAGCUGUCAGUCUUCAAAGCCCCAACUGUGUUAGUCAUUCAGCUGAAGAGAUUUGAAAACAUUUACGGUGGGAAAAUUGAUCGUCAUGUUGCUUUCGACGAACGCUUGGGGUUAGCCGGUCACAUGUGUCGAAAUAGCAAGGAUGCACGGCCUGAGUAUAUGCUCUACGGGGUGGUCGUGCACGCCGGUCAUUCUCAAGAUGGGGGUCAUUAUUAUGCGUAUGUUAAGGAACCGAGAGGAAAAUGGUAUUGCUGCAAUGAUGCAAGCGUGUAUCCUGUGAAUCCUGAUAAUGUUCGUGCGGAUAAGGCUUAUAUUCUCUUUUAUGUACGAAGCAACAGUGCUCCCGAUGUUUCUUCUGUUAAUCGGAAUGAUUCAACUCCAUCGCCCCCCACCACUCCUGAUACAGACCUCCAGGAACCACCUAAAAAGUAUGGUAGUCCUCAUUCAAGCGCGACUCAUUCCAAGUUGUCCAAUAGUACUCUUGUGAACAGCCGUGUCAAUACGAAGAAGCAGAUGAGGUUCAAGAUUAGGAAUGUCAAUGACCCACCUGAAAAGGCAGGGAGAGAUGAUCAGUUCAGCAAUAAGCAUAUCAUUGAGGGUGCUUCACCUUCAUGCGUAUCUCUACCCAAUCCAAUGCCUUGCAGCACCAAUGCCAAACACAGUUGUGAGGGAUUCUCUCCUCCGUGCAUCGUUGUUCCAGAACAAGAGUCUGCUAGCAACUUUGACGUUGGUAGCUCCUCUGCUAGACUAAAUUCUGACGGGGACACAGUUUCAAGUGUACACUCUGGAGAUAAGGUUUUGGAAAACAGAACGCAAAUAGGAGCGGUGCCAGAGGACCAGAAUACUCGUACCGACCUUCGUGGUCUUGAUUUACGGAGGAAUUCAUCACGUACGUCCAACGGAGCAGAUUCGACGGAUGGUGUCUGCAUCCCUGUAGUUGCAAGAUCCGAUAGUGCAGGAAAUACUACGUUGGACAUUUCAGAGGAGACAAGGCCUGUUGGAGCCAAGAGGCAGAGAGAUGAGGCUAAAUGUUCCGUGGUCGCCUCGGAGGAUCCACAAUUUGCGCCGCUUCUAGAAACCCCAGUUAGUGAUUUCGUUCAAAGGCAGGUACUGAAGUCUGCUGGUGGCGACGAAUGGUUGGGGAUCGGCAGGUUCAAGCAAUUAUUGGAGAAAGAAACUCGAGAAGAGCUCCUAGGUGGUGGUUGGGGUGACGAGCUACGAGAACGACUGCGAGCCGUCAAGAGGAUGAAGAAGUCAGAAGGCCUGUGGCCAUCAGAUGCAGCCAAGACUUCAACUCUGAGUAGGCAGCUUUUUGCGGAGGAGCGAGAAUUGUGCAAAGACUUGGUGCCCAAAGUGCUCAAGGAACGCUUGGUGGAGCAUUUGAGAUCAUAUAUUUGUCAAAAAUCUGCUAAGUAGGAAGAUGAGUUGACUUUAUCGGCAUCCAGUGUAUGUGCAAGGAUAUUCUCUAGAUAUGUCUCAAGGACAAGCUGAUCGAUUGGAGGCAUCUUUUUGCAUUUCGGUCUUGGUAGAAAGAAGGUACUUUGCCCGUGAAUAUUGUACUUCUUAAAGGUCAUGCAAUUGGCCUUGUAGCAAGGUACUCGAUGGAUUGGUAGUUUUGCAAAUCUGUUACUCAUCGUAGCAAGAGCUUUGUCGUGUGCAUACUGUUGGUGUGGAAGGGGUGGCGUCAUAUCCUAACAUAUCAUCAAAACCGUCUACCCUUUCUACCCAUGUCUGACUGGGUGUUGGAAUUCAAAUCUUUUGUUUAGACGGUUUCCAACAAUGAGUACAUUCAAAGACAAAGUAUGGACAGUCUGUUCUGGUCUAAGUGGUGCACUUGGGUUCUUCAUGAGGCAACCAUCCUUGCUAAGUGGUGCGAGCCUCAAUCCAUAUAUACAGCAAAACCGUUCUGUGCUCCGAAUUGUUUUGUGCCAGGAAAUCUCUCGUCCUUUAAUAAGUCAAAACUCUGAGUUCACGUCAAACAUAGCCGGUGCUGUACCUUUUUGACUUCCUCCAUGUCAUUAGUAGCAUCUGAUGAUGUUGCCGUCCUCAAAACUUCAUACUCCCAUGUUUACUGCACCCUCUUGAGGAUUUCCUGAGGCUCACACUUUCAUUCCUGUGGGCUAACUGUAAUUUCUACCUGGGUCCAAACUACCUGAUGAGCAGGACUAAGGGCCAUGCAAAGGUGGGUUCCGAGAUGGCUUUUACACGCCAUGUUACCAGCCGUUCAUGUCCAUACUAAGCCCUUUACUCACAGGGUAGAUACUGAUGAUAUGAAACUGUGGGAGGAACACAAACCCAUCGCUUUUGGGUAGGAUGGAAGCGAGGAAAAUUUUCAGGUUUGCAAAAAGUAUCACUUUCUUCUAGUAAUGGUUGUGAAGUGUUGUUGUUUGUGCGGUCUGAGUUUGUGUCACAGUAUCAGUUUUUUUGCAGUGAUUUUAAAUGAACGCUCUCGUCUGCUUUUGCUACACUCAAAUUGGAGGCAUAAGGAGGACCUUGUCUCUGCAGAUACGGAGCUCCAUUCAUCCCGCUAAGGUCAUCCUUGCAAUUGAUGGAAUCAGGUUAUGAGAGGCCAGACUCAUAUCUCGUGUCUUUCCUGGUAAUGUGUAGCAUAGAAAGCAUAUAUGUCCCACCGAGGCUAGGAAUGUCCCUGAAACCUCAUCGCAGCAGUUACCUGAUACAUGAAGGUGUUGUGGGGCGCACACAACCACAUGUGAUGUGAGUGCAGGUUUUUCAAAGUUCAAGUUUCUGUGUAAUCUGUGCAAGUUUGUCCUACCUUUGAUGUUAGAGUAUUUUGUUGUCGUUAGAGGUACUUGUUUAGUCACCUGUUGUCUGAUUCAUCACGCCAGAUGGGUGAGUGCAUGUGGACUUUUUCGAAGUUAUAUUCCAAGGCAGUACACCCGAGGUAAUUUGCUCCUCACACUCAGACCAACAAACUUUUUCUCCUAUCCUUGUAGUUUUUAUGUCCCCGUCCGAUUUUCGAAGGUGUAUUCUACCUCUGUAGAAUUCAACACCUAUCUAAUUUUUUUGGGGUACUCUCGGCGAAUCCACCGCACCGUGCAUGAUUCAUCACGGUCAAGAAACUUCAGAGUUUGAGUCAUCUGCAAGAGGCUACAUAUUGUAGAACCGCUGUUGCGAACUUGUACUUCACUUUAUCUGUCCACCUGCCACGAGUCACUCGUGUUCUGUGAACUGGGCAUGUAACUUCUGGGUUCAUCGAAUUGUCAAGGUUGUCCCGUUACUGACAUACCGAAAUUGUUUGAGAAUCUGCACGCUGUGUACAAGUCAGUGGUUGGUGUGUCUAGUUCUGUUUAAGAGGAAGAUGGUGUAUCACUAUCCAAGAGUUUCCGUAUCUCCCCAGUGUCCGGUUUCAAACCUUGAUCACAAUCUGUAAUUGAUCACAUGUCUCUUUCUCUCCCUCUGUAUUGGCUUUGCUUUUUCAGAACACACUUCUGUACUAAAGUUUCAAUUUGGUCUGUUGAUUUUGAAAGAUUGGGGCCAGAGUCUAUUGAUGGUCAUUGGAGUGAAGAUGAACUCUGGCAACAUCAAUGAACAGCAGCCAAGGUUGUUUACUUAUGCCUGCCAUCUAUUUUUGGCUUACGGAGUGAAAUCUCUUUGUGUAGUGAAUUUCGUCUACUCUAUUCUCAUGGAUCUAUAGAAGGAUGAAGCUAGUGUACCCCUGGAGGUUCUGAGAUUAUAGAUCACUGCUGCCUCAAAUUUGAUUUGUCGACCGUGCUGUUUCACUUAGAGUUAGUUCAUAUCGCGUCAAUUACUUGAAAGCUUCCCAGGAGGUCUUGAGGUUCGGCGAGUCGAGGACGCUGUAGUUGAUCAAGCAUUCCUUUAUUUCGUAACUUCAAGACAAGGAGUAUGAGGCUUUCAGUUCUGGCAUCACCGACCUUCCUUUGUGGGAAGUUCAGUGCUUGUGUGCUUCACUUCAGUUUGGUUUUGUCGACUUUUGGUCAGAAAUGGGCCCUUCUUUUUUGUACCGGAUCUUUUCGGUUUUAAAAUUUUCAGUGAGAAUUAAUGAAAGUAAAAUAAUGAAGAGCAUGUCUCCCUUCUCAGUGAUGCCGGUCUCCGGGAAAUUUGGACAUAAUGCACAGUCGGAAUCUGAGUCUCUUUUGGGAGUAAUUUUGAGGCCCCACUCUCUUCUCAUGUAGUGCAAGUACGGUAGACGGAAUUUCCUUCCAGGCCGACUGAGGAAGUUCCUUGCGAUACCUGCAUCUCUUGAAGUCGAUGUGCACUAUCAAGAGCAAGAAGCAAAUCUUGAUGUUAAACUGUCCAUCAUCCAGGGAGAGAAACGUAAGAUGCUUGCUGGUAACCGUAAAGUGCAUGUGUCGAACCUAGAUCUCAAAUUACUACUUGCAAACCAUGAUUCAACUUCCCGUGUCAGCCAAUGAGUUCUGACUUUCACUUAUUUCUCUGCGAAGCGAGAAAUUCACGCCGUUACUUGGGUAUGCUUGCGUGCGACCAUGUAUGCAUUAUAAUGACGAACUGAAGUAUUCUUUUGGUGUGGAAUAAUAGUAGAUCGCUUCUCGCUUCCGAAUCUCGCACAAUUUUUGCCCUGUAUCUUACACGAUCAGUAGGGUCCAAAGGUUUUUAUGGAUUACUGUAUGGGUUAGGUGGGUAAGUCUAGUCGUAUUUCACGUCUCUUGUAAUAUUUUUCUUGUUUACGCUUAUAUAC
Messenger RNA from Marchantia polymorpha subsp. ruderalis, 6034 nucleotides. NCBI's taxonomy places the organism in Eukaryota, Viridiplantae, Streptophyta, Marchantiopsida, Marchantiales, Marchantiaceae. The record is from the annotation of a GenBank genome assembly.